UCCGGGAUAGGUACUUCCGGUCAUGGCCGCAGCAGCUGCAGCGUGGUGCUGACGGAGAAGAUCCGUCGUGGACGAACCUCAGCGACGCGUCGUGGACCCGGUUCUCUGUCGUGUGUCGGAUCCGUCGUCUGUUGUUCGAGCUCAGCGGCUCUCUGAACCCGAGCAGUCCGAGGAAACCGUCCGAGGUUCGGCCGCAUCAUGCCUCAUCGAAAGAAGAAGUCCUUCAUCGAGAAGAAGAAGGCCGUGACCUUUCACCUGGUCCACAGGAGUCAGAGGGAUCCGUUGGCCGCCGAUGAGAAGGCGCCGCAACACGUCCUCCUGCCCGCCGCCAAGGUGGAGGUAGAGAAGCGACGCACGGAGCAAAGGGAAUUCGGAGUUUUCUUUGACGAUGACUACGACUACCUGCAGCACCUGAAGGAGGCGUCGGCCCCGGUCGAGCUGGUGGCGGCCGCCGCCCCCCGGCACGCGACCAGGCAUCCCGCUCGUCUCCACGAUGGAAACGAGCAAAACGAAGACGAGGAGGAGGAGGAGGAGGAGGGCGACGUGGACCAGGCACUUCCUGCGGCUUCCAUCAACCUGCCGUCGUCGGUGUUCGCCUCGGAGUUCGAGGAGGAGGUGGGGCUUCUGAACAAGGCCGCUCCGAUCUCAGGACCUCGUCUGGACAUGGACCCCGACAUCGUGGCGGCUCUCGACGAAGACUUCGACUACGACGACCCCGACAACAUGCUGGACGACGACUUCAUCUUCAAGGCAAACACAGCGGGCGGCGCAGUGGUCACAGAAGGGAAACACGGUGAAGAUGAUGGUGAUGAUGAUGAGUGGGAGGACACUGACGAGGAAGGCGACUUCGGCUCUGAGGGGGGAUUCUCAGGGGACGAGGACGGCCGCGCUCGAGAGUUCCUCUUCAUGGACGAGGAGACGAAGAGUCGAUUCACGGAGUACUCGCUGACCUCGUCAGUGAUGAGGAGGAACGAGCAGCUCAGUCUGCUCGAUGACCGCUUCGAGAAGUUUUACGAGCAGUUUGAUGACGAUGAGAUCGGCGCCCUGGACAACGCCGAGCUGGAGGGCUUCAUCAACCCGGACAGUGCUCGUCUGGAGGAAGUCAUAAAAGACUACUUCACACAAAAAGCCAAAGAUUUCCUGAGGCCCGACGACCUGGGUCCAAAAGAACUUCCUGUCGUAAGGGAGGAGGAGGAGGAGGAGGAGGAGGAGGAGGAAGAGGAGAUGGACAUAGUUGUUGUGGCGGCUCCAGAAGAGAAGUGGGACUGUGAAACCAUCGUCAGCACAUACUCCAACGUGUAUAACAGACCCAAAAUCAUCGCCGAUCCACCAAAGCCGAAGCAGAUCCGUGUGUCCAGUAAGACGGGCGUCCCCCUGGACGUCCUCCCCGCCAGGGGCCUGACGGCAAAGCAGGCGGAGCGCAUGGAGAUGAUCAACGACUCGGACCUCCCCCGUGUGUCCACGCAGCCCCGGAGCAGAGAGGAGAGCGCCGAGGAGAGGAGGGCGAGGAAGCAGGCCGUCAAGGGCGAACGCAAGGAGCGGCGGGUGGAGAAGAAGGCCAACAGGGUGGCGUUCAACGAGGAGAAAGUCCGACAGCAGAAGCAGAUGGUGAACGUGAGGACGAACAUUCAAGGCCUGAAGCUUUAACGGAGACGACGACAGACGGCGCUCUGCCCUCACAGACACUUUACCCGUCAUCAGUGGACCCGACGCCGCGACGGGGCCGACGCCCAGAGAGGACCGACGCCGAGAGGCUCUGGGUUUUUAGACCAGAGUGGAGUUUCCUCAAAUCACCACGAGAUAAAAGUUAAUUUAUUUUUAACUUCAAAUAAAAUUUAAAAAAGGAGCCAACAUGAACUUUAUCUACAAUAAACCCUGGAGGUCGUCGCCGCGCAGGAUUAAUAAAAGUCUGGGCAUCAAACUCAAGCUUUUCUUUUGUGUGCGGCUGCUCAAAAGGAAAACGUGAAGAUGAAGACUCUCGUCUGUCGAUUUAAAAAAUACACCACCUACAAGCAGCUUCUGGGUCUAGUCAACACUUUAUAUCGUAAAGGCCUUUUGUCAUUUUUGGGUUCAACAUUUACACUUUAAACUAUUGAGAUUAAUAAAGUGAGCUGCAGGUCGGUGACUCGCUGUCUCCAGUUUCGUGGCUGCUAAAGGUCUCCUCGUGUUUAACAUGAGCGGUGAGAAUCUUCUCAUCGAACUGAACCAGCAAGUGACAAAACUGUCCAAACUCAUUUACUAUGUUUCAGUUUUCUUCGUGUGUCUUUAUUAAAUAAAACACUUCAAUGCGA
Scophthalmus maximus (turbot) is the source of this 2291-nucleotide messenger RNA. It is a transcript of the gene ltv1, whose product is annotated as LTV1 ribosome biogenesis factor. Gene Ontology annotation, biological process: ribosomal small subunit biogenesis; ribosomal small subunit export from nucleus. Bases 199 to 1647 code for a protein of 482 amino acids. NCBI's taxonomy places the organism in Eukaryota, Metazoa, Chordata, Actinopteri, Pleuronectiformes, Scophthalmidae. Gene Ontology annotation, cellular component: nucleus; preribosome, small subunit precursor; cytosol. The transcript is spliced from 11 exons. The record is from RefSeq and is a predicted model, not a curated record.